Molecule: messenger RNA, 1212 nt
Organism: Striga asiatica
Lineage: Eukaryota; Viridiplantae; Streptophyta; Magnoliopsida; Lamiales; Orobanchaceae
Source: the annotation of a GenBank genome assembly
AUGUCGCUCGUCAAUGAAGAUGCCUUCUCCGUGAGGUUGACGGGCUUUCGGGCUAAGGCCCGAAUUGAGCCGACCAUGCGGGCCACCUCAUCGGCCCGAAUGGAAUGGAGGCGAACGAGCGGACGUUUUCGCGCUCAGGAGCUCGCUCAUGCGAAUCUUGCGCAUCUGCCGCCAGUAGUCACCGUAUGGGCUGAAAGAAAGGCUAGCGUAGUUGUAACACAUGAUCUCGAUGGCAAUGGAAUUGGAAUACGCGAAUAUGAAAGUGAAGAGGACAACAAAUCCAAGAACUAUAGCCGCAACCAUUCCAAGCAUGUCGUGUCGGAAGCCAAAGUAACUUCUCAAGAACUGCUCGACCGUUUGCCCUGUCUCCAUCCGAUCUUGAAUCUCGCCAAAUUGAGAUACUAUCAAACCGUACAAAGUGUAAGCCACGGGAGCAACGAGAAGAACAUGAAGUAUAUGUACCAAAAGAACUUCUUCACAUCCCAAUUGAACCCGAUCAUCGAGUACACUAUGAGACCGUACACCACGGACUGUACGAACACGCAGAGCCGAAUACAUGCCCGCCGCUUUUUCUCUAUAGAAAACUGUUCGCUCGAUGGCUACCACGGGUUGCACGGUCGAACCGUAUUGGAAACCGAGAAAAAGGAUAGCGCAAUACAUCGAGCCCAUGGCAUUCAACAAUACUUACCAUCGAGAUCCGAGAUCCCAAAACAUCGUCCCAAAAAUGAUGGCUAUGAAGGUCGUGAACAAAAAUCUUAUAGCCGUUUCCGAGUUUCUAUAGUGAUCGGCAAAAUCGAUCCCUAUAAUAAGCUCUUGUGCCGAAGUCGUGACUUCCAACAUCCACGUGGCUGGAUUGUAACCGUCUUUUAUUUUCGGGACCCCUUCGAUUCCUUCGAAGUAGUUGAUCAAAUGAGACGAGUGGCGACCCAAUGGCCCGACGCUUACCUCAUCGAAUGCUUCGAAUAUGUCGAUGCUAGGCUGAUGUAUGGUGCAAACCACGGUUCGUCCCGUGUCGACUGUAUUUCGAACGGUUCUCAUUACAAUAGCUGCGGCUCGUGCAUCAAGGCCCGAAGUCGGCUCGUCCAUGAAUAUGAUGGAAGGAUUCGCCACAAGCUCGACUGCUAUAGUCAGCCUUUUCCUCUGCUCGGUCGAGAGCCCGUUGACACCUGGCAGCCCGACAAGUGCCCCUCUCAACGAGUUGAGCUCGACUAG